UGUAGGGGUGAGAAAAGGUGGAUUAAACAAAUUAAUCGCCGGCGUCGCUCGUGAAUGAUAGUAGAACCCUACGUGCUUCCCCGGUCGAUUGGCCUCUGCGAUUGAUCUGUGGCCUCCUCUCAAAGAACCCUUCAAAUCCUCGACAUAGGAACUAAGUAAACCUUUGCUAACUUAGAGAUUCAAGAUAUCAUUGGAGUGAUCUGAUUAAGGAGAUGAAUGCUGUUCAAUCUAUUUUUCAUACAACUGGAGGGAUCGUCUUGAAUGGAGUGAAAAUGAAAAGUGUUGAAAACUUAUGUUCUGCAUGUCCGUGUUUAAAAGCUUCUCGUCUACCUCCUUCUGUAUCAUUCAGAUUUCAGCAAGAUAAAUUGCACCUAAGGUUGAUUUUUAAUCCCCUCAAAAACAAAAGAUGUGCUUCAGUACUUACUUUUGGCAAAAAAGGAGACUCUUUGAGUGAAAAUGAGGAAUUACCAAAGAAACCGGGAAACAAUUUUAGGAAGGAGCUCACAGUACAAGAUGUUUUAAGGGAGUAUGAGAAGGAAAAACAGUCCAAUGGUAGUGGCAGUCAUCGAAAGUCUUUUUGGGCUUUCUGGGAUCGUGGUGAUGGUUCAAGUGGCCUGAAUGGCGAAGGAUUUCAAGUUGAGGAACUGGUUCAAGUGAUUAUGGCAAUCAUCGGUGUUAUAUUCCUGUACAUACUGAUAACCAAAGGCCAGGAACUGUCUCUUCUUGCCAGAGACUACAUCCGAUAUCUUUUGGGGGCCAAGGCUAGUGCCAGAUUGAUCCGGACGAUGGACAAAUGGAGCAGAUACGCAAAAGCAUUAUCUGGAAGGGGAUUAUGAGAUAAAAGAAGUUGUAGAGAAAUACAAUUUUUUAAAAUAGCAAUUAGUUUGCUUAUUUAAAUGAACUGGUUUGGGUUCGAAAUCAGUCGCUUAUAAAUUUUGAGAUCAGCUUCUGCUUCUUUUGUGAUCAUAGUCUGAUGCUUACUUGUGUGAAGUUAAUGGAACCUGUUUUCCUGAAAA
Molecule: messenger RNA, 1016 nt
Organism: Zingiber officinale
Lineage: Eukaryota; Viridiplantae; Streptophyta; Magnoliopsida; Zingiberales; Zingiberaceae
Exons: 4
Coding region: 213-836 (207 amino acids)
Cellular component (GO): chloroplast
Source: RefSeq, a predicted model, not a curated record